UCCCAGAGAGAACUCUCAGCAUUCAGUUGCCUGAGAGCAACAAUGAGAUUUAGAUGGAGAAUUUUCUCUUCCUUCUGGAAAGUGUUGAUACUACAUGGCUGACCCCUAGCUUCACUAUUUGGGCAAUGGACAUGAUCCUUGCCUUUGUGUGUGGGAUGGGGCUCUUCCACCUAUUAUUACCCCUCCUCCACCUUAACUCACUCUCACCUCCAUCAGCAGAAAACAUCACUGCCCAAAAGGUGGUGAAGAGGGAGCACAGCAAGGUCAGGAAGAAAAUCAGGACCGCGAAAGCUUACAGGAGCAGCAGGAAGAAACCGAAGGGGGACGAGGUACUGAUUUCACUUGUGCACAGCAUGCUAGAGAGGCUUGUCAAUACCAUCAGCAUUUGCCAGCUCUUAAGACAAGAUGCCUCAGGUGAAGCUUCCAAACCAGAAGCUACCAAAGCCCACCAGCCACCUAGGCAACCCACAGAGAAGUCUGUGGCCACUAAUUUGUCCCUAGAGGCUUCCUCUACUUCUCUCAAGGAAUACCUGCUGCCCAAAGAUUCUAAAAUCUUGUCACAUGUUCUGAUGAAUUCCUCAGCUUCUAUUAAGUCACAGUUGUCUGUGAGUGCCUCUCAGCCACCAGAGACCUUGACUCAUGGAAGACGCCACUCACCACCACAGGCACCUUCCCACCACUCUCAUGCUCCUGAUCCUGUGGCUUAUUCUCCAUCCAUGCCAGAUCCCAGAAUGAAGGCUCCUUGGUUACUUUUAAACACUACUGACCUCACAGAGCACACCGCUGCCAGGUUUGCCUUCUCCCAUCUCAACCACCCCAGGCCUUAACCAUUCAAGCAGGCCAACCUCAACCAUCCCAGGCCUUAACCAUUCAAGCAGGCCUACUUCAACCACCUCAGGCCUUAACCAUUCAAGUAGGCCUACCUCAACCACCCCAAACGUUGACCACUCAAGCAAGCUUACCUCAACUACCCCAGGCCUUAACCACUCAAACAGGCCUUGACCACUCAAGCUACCAAUCCAUGGAAAUAGCUUAAUGAUUAUAGGAAUUUAUUGGAGGGUUAACUCAGGAUACAGAAAACUCACUAUACAGAAAAUAGGGAUUGAGGCAUGGUCUAAUGCCGCUUUUCAGAGAGCUCUGCCCUGAUCUCAAGUGGGCUCCACAGCUGUCAGUCUAAAGUUUGUGAGCUAGUUCAGUUUCCUCUGUAGUUUUCUCCUUCAUGAUCUUGACCCUCCUUGAUCAUAUUAUCCCUCCUCCCUUUCUUUGACUGUACUCCUGGAGGAUGCCCCUCAAUGAAAGAAUGGAUAAAGAAAAUGUGGAACAUUUACACAAUGGAGUUUUACUUAGCUCUAUAAAGCAAUGACAUCAUGAAAUUUGCAGGUGAAUGGAUGGAACUAGAAAAUAUCAUCCUGAGUGAGGUAACCCAGACUCAGAAAGACAAAUAUGGUACGAACUCACUCAUAAGUGGAUACUAGAUAUAAAACAAAGGAUAAACAGACUACAACCCACAGCUCCAGAGAAGCUAGGUAAUAAGAAGAACCCUAAGAGUGACACAUGGAUCACCCUGGGAAGAAGAAAUGGAUGAAAUCUCCUGGUUAACUGAGGAAAGAAGGUGGUAGAGAAGAGGGGAUGGGGGAUGAGAACAUAGGGGAAUUCUUACAGGGAGGAAUUAGUUAAAAGAGAUU
This is a messenger RNA of Peromyscus eremicus (cactus mouse), 1685 nucleotides long. RefSeq names its product spermatogenesis-associated protein 31E1-like. The record is from RefSeq and is a predicted model, not a curated record. The transcript is spliced from 4 exons. Lineage: Eukaryota; Metazoa; Chordata; Mammalia; Rodentia; Cricetidae. Bases 54 to 827 code for a protein of 257 amino acids.